This is a messenger RNA of Acanthopagrus latus (yellowfin seabream), 2466 nucleotides long. It is a transcript of the gene ppp1r3g, whose product is annotated as protein phosphatase 1 regulatory subunit 3G. Gene Ontology annotation, cellular component: protein phosphatase type 1 complex. Bases 291 to 1115 code for a protein of 274 amino acids. The transcript has a single exon. The record is from RefSeq and is a predicted model, not a curated record. Gene Ontology annotation, biological process: regulation of glycogen biosynthetic process. Gene Ontology annotation, molecular function: glycogen binding; protein phosphatase 1 binding. Lineage: Eukaryota; Metazoa; Chordata; Actinopteri; Spariformes; Sparidae.
AACUGUUAAAGCUGAAAGAACCAUGAAUGAUCUUUUAUUCUGAAGGUUCUAAUGAAGUGUGACCAGGUGUUUGUUUGUUUGUUUGUUUGUUUGUUUGUUGUUUACAGUCCACGUCCUGCACGCACUCAGGGGAAAGUUGACGUUGGUGACGUGACGGUGCGCACGUUUCUGUGAAUGCACGCGCUCUGCUGUCACCACGUCGUCCUCUGCGGGGGGCGGGGGGCUCCUCACUAUACAAGCCGCCCCGCACCGGGACACACGCGGACUCCGGACCGGCAAGCAGGGCACUAAUGUCCCGCUCACUGCUCCAGAUCCACACCGGGGGACACUCGCCGUCCCCCGGGCAGUCUGCGGAAAACGGGCUGGAGGAUGAAGAGGAGGAGGACGAUGAGGAAGAUCUGGAUGACGAGGUGGACGCUUCACAGCUGGAGAGAUUCAUGAGGGACAGGAGGAGAGCCCAGUCCCUGCCCGCAUACCCGGCGGCGCUCCUGGACGAGGACUCCGGCGGUGACGGGAGGAAGCGGGUGAAGUUCGCAGACUCGAUGGGUCUGAACCUGGCCAGCGUCAAACACUUCAGUUCGCUGGAGGAGCCGCAGAUCCCGAGCAAAGUUCUGUCCAGACACAAGAGCUUCCCGCCGCAGCAGGACUUACUGAACGACCUGUGCCAGAGCUUCAAGUCCAGCCUGGACACGGACCGGCUGGUCUCGUGCUUCCCAGAGCCUCGAGAGGCGGAGCGGAGAGUCCAGCGGCUCGGCGUGUGUCUGGAGAAGGUCACCAUCACGCAGUUCGACGUGCGGGGGCAGAUCCGGGUCUUCACCGGCUGCACCGACAAAGAGGUCGGGGUGAGGUACACCUUCAACGACUGGCUCUCCCACGUGGACGCGCAGGCUCUGCCCGUGGCCGUGGAUCAGCCGGGCUUCGUGGGGGAGCAGUUCACCUUCACCGUGUACACGCCGCCCUUCAUGGACCCCAGCUCAGCCGUGCACUUCGCCGUGUACCUGAGGAGCAAGGAGGGGGAGUUCUGGGACAACAACGAGGGGCAGAACUACACCCUCAGGUACCGCUGCAUGCCCAACACCACGCCCUUUGUCAGUGCCGCAUUCCACGCUGUGUGAUCGGUGCGUAAAACCUACAGAUCUGUGCGUAAAACCUACAGAUCUGUGCGUAAAACCUACAGAUCUGUGCGUAAAGCUCUCCAUCUGCGCCUUCUGUUGAAAAAAAUCUUUAGAUGUGCAGCUGCUGUUUUCCAUCUGCUCACUAAACGUUUCAUCUGUGUGAUUCUGUAUUUUGAGAUCAGAGAACUUGUUUCAUGUCAGUCAGAGGAUCUGAAUCUUCCGGAGAGACCACACGGAUGUGGCUCAGGUUUUCUCUGUGAUUUCCUUCUUUGGUUAAGCAGCUUCAGCAGCACCUGCUAGAUGUGUUUCACAUCACAACUGACAUUUAUGGAUAUUUUUCUGACCUCCACUCAAACUGAUGGACUUUCUCAGAGGAAACAAACAGACUGCUUCUGUUCUGACUUUAAGGAAAACGUGCAUCAGUGUCAACAAUCUUUUUUGGACCUGCUGUCAAUCAGAAAUACAAGAUUCUCUGUCUCACUGCUGUCAGACUCACACUGCUGAUAAGAUAAAUGUGUGAUCUUUAUUUUUACAAACUUGCUGCUCUCGUCCGUUUUCUCAUUGAGCUUUGAAGGAUCAGAAAAGUUUACAAAAGCUGCGACAGUCUGAUGCUCUGAGUUAUUCUGACUUCACAUCUGCUCUGUAGGUUUCUGUAUGAAAAUCAGUUUCUCAGUGACUCUUGAAACUUGUUUGAGCAUCAAGUCUAGUUUCAUGCUGACUGAUGUCCACACUGCAUUACCUCAUAACUGACGCUCGCUCUGAUGCAUCACACACACCAACUCUGAUGACCUCCUCAUUUAUUCAGGACGCAGCCAAUCAAAGUAUGUCGAUCAGUGUUUCCUCAGAAGUUACUGAGUUUACUGUCAGAGGAGGAAAGGCAGCAGAAAGUAUUCACACUUAAGAAGCUGAAAUCAGGAAAGUUUUGAGCUAAUUUUCAGUGAAUACAGAAACAAAUGGAAUAAAUGGGCUGAAACUGUUUUAAAAUGACUUGAAUACAGCUGAAUGUUUUGCAAACUGAUGAUCUGUGAUGUUCAGCAGAUGUGAUUUAAAGACGUUCAACCAAAUCAUGUGAAACUUCUGACAUUUAUGAUCCUUUAAAUCUAAACUGCUGCCAGAAAACUUGAGAUUUAUCAGAUUAAUUCUCAAAUGAAAUCUUUUUUUUUAUGUAUCAAGAUGCUCUGCAGUUAAAAUCAUAAUAAUAAAAAAUAAGAACAUAGGGUUGAAUGUUUUGAAGAGAUGUGGAAAGAUUACAAGGAGGUAAUUUAACGAAGAUGUUUUACAUCUAGGAUGAAGUUUUUGUCAAAGUGAUCUAAAUGAAUAAAAGCUGAUUUAAACCAACAGAGUGACAUCA